CACUUCCAACACAUGCCCAGAACUACCUCAUUAGCUGCUGGGAUUUAAGCCAAAGCAUAAGACUACAGUGAAUAUAAGGGGAAUUACUGGCAAGAGAACUCUACACCAACUUAACACUGAAUCCAUUACUUUUCCAAGAUGAGAAAAAUAUUAUACUAAUAGGGACCAUUUCUCCAUCUCAUUCAAAUAAGAAUUCAAGGUUUUAGUCUGUAUCUUUCAUCUAGCAUAAUUAGCUGUACCAUAAUAACACAUACAGCCUGGCUGCAUAUAUUUAAGUGCUGUCUCUCUCCCUCUUUCUUUUAUUGAUUUAUUUUCUGGAUUGCUUUGACAUUGUAAACCACAGACGAGUUGGAGCCUGGCAUUGAAAGGAGGUGUUCUGCAACGAUUUUUUUCUUGUUUAAAGAAGUUUACUUCUACAAGAGGUAAUCUGAAAAUGACAGGGGCAAAGAGAAAAAAGAAAAGUGUGCUCUGGAGCAAGAUGCAUAUGCCCCAUUGUGAAGACUUUAAACAGUGGUGUAGAAGGCGGCUACCUAUUUUGGAAUGGGCAACACAUUAUAAUCUGAAAGAAAACUUGCUUCCAGACACUGUGUCUGGGAUAAUGCUGGCAGUUCAACAGGUGACACAAGGGUUGGCCUUUGCUGUUCUCUCAUCUGUGCACCCCGUGUUUGGUUUGUAUGGGUCUCUGUUUCCUGCCAUCAUUUAUGCCAUAUUUGGAAUGGGACGUCAUGUUGCCACAGGCACCUUUGCCUUGACAUCCUUAAUAUCAGCUAAUGCAGUGGAACGGCUUGUCCCUCUGAACAGUCAGAACCUUACCACACAGAGUAACACAAGUGUGCUGGGCUUAUCUGACUUUGAGAUGCAAAGGAUUGGUGUUGCUGCAGCUGUUUCCUUCUUGGGAGGUGUGAUUCAGGUGGCCAUGUUUGUGCUACAACUGGGUAGUGCCACAUUCCUGCUUACAGAACCUGUGAUCAGUGCGAUGACAACUGGGGCUGCCACCCAUGUCGUGACUUCACAAGUCAAAUAUCUCUUGGGAAUGAAAAUGCCGUAUAUAUCUGGACCACUUGGAUUCUUUUAUAUCUAUGCAUAUGUCUUUGAAAACAUCAAGUCUGUGCGACUGGAAGCACUGCUCUUAUCCUUGCUGAGCAUCGUGGUGCUUGUUCUGGUUAAAGAGCUGAAUGAACAAUUUAAAAGGAAAAUUAAAAUUGUUCUUCCUAUUGACUUAGUCUUGAUUAUUGCUGCAUCAUUUACUUGUUAUUGUACCAAUAUGGAAAACACAUAUGGAUUAGAAGUAGUUGGUCAUAUUCCAAAAGGAAUUCCUCCACCUAGAGCUCCCCCAAUGAACAUCCUCUCUGCAGUAAUCACUGAAGCUUUUGGAGUGGCACUUGUAGGCUAUGUGGCCUCACUGGCUCUUGCUCAAGGAUCUGCCAAAAAAUUCAAAUAUUCAGUUGAUGACAACCAGGAACUUUUGGCCCAUGGCCUCAGCAAUGUGAUUCCUUCAUUUUUCUUCUGCAUACCAAGUGCUGCUGCCAUGGGAAGGACCGCUGUCCUAUAUAGCACGGGAGCAAAGACACAGGUGGCUUGUCUAAUAUCUUGCAUUUUCAUCCUGAUAGUCAUCUAUGCAAUAGGACCCUUGCUUUACUGGCUGCCCAUGUGUGUUCUUGCAAGUAUUAUUGUCGUGGGACUGAAGGGAAUGCUAAUACAGUUUCGGGAUUUAAAAAAAUAUUGGAAUGUGGAUAAAAUUGAUUGGGGCAUAUGGGUCAGUACAUAUAUAUUUACAAUAUGCUUUGCUGCCAAUGUGGGGCUGCUGUUUGGUGUUGUGUGUACCAUAGCUAUUGUGAUUGGUCGUUUCCCAAGAGCAAAGACUCUGAGUAUAAAAAAUAUGAAAGAAAUGGAAUUUAAAGUGAAGACAGAAAUGGAUGAUGAAACGCUGCAGCAGGUGAAAAUUAUCUCAAUAAACAACCCACUUGUUUUUCUGAAUGUAAAGAAGUUUCAUACUGAUCUAAUGAACAUAAUCCAAAAAGAAAAUGCCAACAACCAGCCACUUGAUGAAAUCAGCAAGUGUGAACAAAACACAUUGCUCAAUUCUCUAUCCAAUGGCAUUUGCAAUGAAGAAGCAACACAGCCCUGCCUGAAUCAGAAGUGUUCUUUAAUCCUAGAUUGCAGUGGAUUGACCUUUUAUGACUAUUCUGGAGUCUCCAUGCUUGUUGAGGUUUACACGGACUGCAAGAACAAGAGUGUGGAUGUAUCAUUAGCCCACUGCACAGCUUCUUUGAUAAAAGCAAUGAAAUACUGGGGAAACCUAGAUUCAGAGAAACCAAUUUUUUUUGAAUCAGUAUCUGCUGCAAUAACUAACAUCCACUUAAAUAAGAAUUUGAGCAAACUCAGUGACCACAGUGAAAUCUGAGACUCUUUUGCUGCAGUACAGCUCUUUUCUUUAGCAACUGCCCCGAAGAGGCCAUACUCAAGUAUUUUCACAACAUUUUUUGUUGUGUAGAUCCUACAAAUGACCUCUACUAAAAUAAGUGUGAUGUGACUUACUAACCACAUAACCGCUGCUCAAGGUUUGCCAACAAUUUUAUCUAAUCUUUGUUAGUAAGCAAAUUCACUUUGUAGGUUAUUCUAUAGUUAUUUUAUAAAAAUCAGUAUGCAUUUAGUUUUAGUGUACUGAAAGGUAAACAUGAAUUUAUUUCCUUUUUUCAUACCAAAGUAUUUUGUGUUAAUUCAGUUUGUUGUAGUUCAUUUGUAAAAGUGAGAAAUACUUUGUCAUAUGAUAAGAGAUUUAGAACAUUUGCAAGCCAUUUGUAAAAAUGCAGGAUCACCUGUAACUAAUACAUAAAAACAACUUAGCAAGUGUGCCAUUUUCCCUAACCAAAGAAGCCAUUAAAUAUCAAUAAGCUUAAAUGUUACUUCAUGCAAUAUGAUUAUGAAAUUCACAGAAAGUAAAUCAAACAAAAAUAAAUGGCAAACUAGAAACCAUUCUUCUCCAUACCUUUCCAUGCAUGGAUGUCUUCAGGAAUGUUUUCAACAUAAGUAGUAUCCCAGUGAAACCAUGUCCUUGACAUUAGUCUGUUUUGCUGUAAAUAUUGGAACUGCUUAGGAUCUUCAGAACUUAUAGCCCUAAUUUCCACAUUCCCACCCCAUAAGAGUUUCCAUUUUCAGCUUUAGUUUUUUUGGAACCAGAGAAUGUGGAAGUUGAACCCCUUAUGAUUUUUUCACAAAUAUGAUUUUUAGAAGAGAAAAUAUCACCAGUAGAAUAGCUUUGUACUUUUCCAAUAUAGGAUUAACUGUAGUAGUUUGGGACUUUCCUAUUUCAGAGGGACUUUCCUAUAUUAUAAAUGUAUAAUAUAAUACAUUUAUCUAUCUAUAUCCCUAUAGAUAGAUAGAUCUCCUUAGAAUGCUUUUUCUUUUCUUUUGUUAGAAGGGAGCUUAGGUAAGUGAUUAUCUUUUAACCCACUAAACCACCAGGGUAUUGACAAAUAAAUACCACAGGCCAGGCUGACCUGUAUAAGUUAUUAUUUUCAUGUUUCUUCAUAUAUUUUCAAUCACAUACAAGUAUAUAGUUUCAUAUUUUUAUCUAACAAUUUGAUUUACCUAUGAAGAAAUCUCACUUUCAAAGAUAGAUGUAGAUGCACUCUUUAGUCUUAAGACAUUAUUAUUAUUAUUAUUUUUUUUGCGGUACGUGGGCCUCUCACUGUUGUGGCCUCUGCCGUUGCGGAGCACAGGCUCCAGACGCGCAGGCUCAGCGGCCAUGGCUCACGGGCCUAGCUGCUCCGCGGCAUGUGGGAUCCUCCCAGACUGGGGCACGAACCCGUGUCCCCUGCAUCGGCAGGCGAACUCUCAACCACUGCGCCACCAGGGAAGCCCUAGUCUUAAGACAUUUUAACUGUUCUAGAAAUUACCAGUUAACAAAAAGCCAAGUACUUUAAAGUGAGUUUGAGAAGUAGUUUGAAAACAAAUUUAAAGACUGGUAAUUUAGGUGUUUUUGAGAACAUCUGUAAGAGUAAAUUCUAAUAUCUGCCGUGUGAUGUAAUGGUUCCUAGCAAAUGUGUAGUAAACAUUCACAUGGCCCUUAUUUUUACCAUUGAGUCCUAGGCAAACAAUGUAAUAAAAUGAAAGGGGAAUAAUAAACAUUUCAAAUUCUCGUAACUUAUUUAGCCAUGUCAAUUCUGAUUGACAUGAACUACAAACGGUAGUUUUUGUCCCACAGGAAGCUUCAAUUCUUUCAUCACUAAUUUGGAUUGAAAUGAGUGAAGCCGACUUUUCUUCCCAUCAAAUACUGUUCCAAGAAAAUGUGGAAGUAAUAAUUAGAAGCAAAAUUUCCUUAAAGAAAGGAAUUUCACUCUCCUUUUCUGAUUAAAUUAUUCCAAUGGUGGAUGGUGGCAACAUUCACCAUCGCUAAUCCAUUGGUCAUUGACACAUAAACAUGAGUCAAGGGAAGUUAAGAAAGAAAUAUAUUUUGCUAUGUAUAAAUUGAUGUAUUUCUAUGCAAAUUUAGUCUAUUAUUAAAUGCAUGCACUGUAGGCAUUUUCUAAUUUGUUAGAGAUUAUGGACUGUAGAUGGCGUUAAAAUCAUUACAGGUAAUCAAUGGAUGGUUUCUUCUAUUUUAUUAACAAAGCUGACACCUAGUUGUAUGAGAAGAUGUAUUUGAAUGCAUUUCAGUGUUUAUAGUAGACAUCUAAUGGAUAAAACUUAAAAGCUAAUAACUUUGGUGUCAAAUGUUAUUAUAUUCAAAGGAAAGGAAGACAAAAACAUGUACCAUAAAUAACCCUAUGUUCUAAGGCUUAUCCUGCAUACUAAGAUCCCAGUGACUAGACCUGUAGGAAUCCCUGAAAUUGAGUUUUGAAAGCUCAAUAACUGAAUAUGAGUUUCAGACACACAAGAUUCUAAAACAUAAACGUUUAUUUCAAAGCAGACAUUAAUAACAGGAGAACUAUAAUAGGGCACUGAUGCUAGACUGUUUCUAGUCAUGAUUAAUUAGUUUUAUAAGAUUACCUUAUUUUUGUAUAUGAUAAAUUACUUUCAUAUUACUUAUUAUGGUAAAAUAAAAUUGGGAAAAAUUAAAACUGACCUAUAAGACCAGUUAAGGACCUAAUAGAGUGACAUAUAUAAAUUAACCAUAAAGUGUGUAACCAGGAAAAAGACUGUUAACAUUAUAUUUAUGCAAAUUAAAUGCCCUUAAAUUUUACCAUUUGUCUUUCAUUUUAAAGGUUAUUUUCCCCUGAUUAUAUGAUUCAAGUGUUAUAAAGUCUAACUUGAAUUACUUUGCAGUAAUUUAUAUGACAGAUCUCUACUGUAUAAAUGUGUAAUGUAAUGAGGAAAGAAAUCUCUCUUUUUUAAUGAAAACAUUAAUGUGUUAAUACCCUGUAUGGAUAAUGUUUUACAUUUAGUGGUUACCAAAAUAUAUUAGUAUGUUUUUGAACAUACAUAUGCUUAGAAAUGCAUGUUCUGCAUACUGUGGGAUGAUCGUCUAAUUCAAUGUAAAAUAUACUUUUUUGGCAGUGAUUUUGUUGCCAGAUUUUCAAUAGAGAGUUAAGUGAGGCUUGCACAAUCUUAAGAUUUUUAGUUAAAAAUCGUAUCAUCUAAUAUGUCACACAUAUUUUUAUAUUUUUCAAUGCAUUUAAUUAUCUUUUAAAUAAUCCUUUGCACUGACUCAGCAUAUAACAACCAAUUUACAUGGAAAUAAACUGAAAUAUGGUAACUAUUAUGCUUAAAUGGAUUUGUGUCCAUUAUUUCAAAUUAUUCACCCUCCUGUAAAGCAAAUAAUACAUUUUGCUGUCUUAGACUGACCACAGUCUAAUGUGUUGACAAUUCCUGGAUUAAAUAUUCUUUGUAAUUUGUUCUUACAAAAUUUAAACCUAAAAUUGUAGGGUAUGGUAUGUCAAUUUAUG
Orcinus orca (killer whale) is the source of this 5888-nucleotide messenger RNA. It is a transcript of the gene SLC26A7, whose product is annotated as solute carrier family 26 member 7. NCBI's taxonomy places the organism in Eukaryota, Metazoa, Chordata, Mammalia, Artiodactyla, Delphinidae. Gene Ontology annotation, molecular function: chloride transmembrane transporter activity; oxalate transmembrane transporter activity; sulfate transmembrane transporter activity. Gene Ontology annotation, biological process: transmembrane transport. The transcript has 18 exons. The record is from RefSeq and is a predicted model, not a curated record. Bases 434 to 2404 code for a protein of 656 amino acids. Gene Ontology annotation, cellular component: membrane.